Molecule: messenger RNA, 915 nt
Organism: Anoplopoma fimbria (sablefish)
Lineage: Eukaryota; Metazoa; Chordata; Actinopteri; Perciformes; Anoplopomatidae
Product: runt-related transcription factor 3-like
Exons: 6
Coding region: 1-915 (304 amino acids)
Biological process (GO): neuron differentiation; hemopoiesis; regulation of cell differentiation
Cellular component (GO): nucleus
Molecular function (GO): RNA polymerase II cis-regulatory region sequence-specific DNA binding; DNA-binding transcription factor activity, RNA polymerase II-specific; ATP binding
Source: RefSeq, a predicted model, not a curated record
AUGGCUUCAAACAGUCUGUUCAGCAGCACCAGCCCGAUGCUGUACUGGGAUCCCAUGGUGAAGCGUCAGCCAACACCAUCGCCCACAACCCGCCAACUGGACGACCAGCAGGAGAGGCCCCGCCACAAGCGCAGCACGGCACCACCCAGAGGCCUCGUACAGACCGACAGCCCAAACUUCCUCUGCAGCAGCCUGCCGCAGCACUGGAGGUGUAACAAGACCCUGCCGAGAGCCUUCACUGUGGUUGCCCUGGGCAACGACGUUCCAGACGGCGUGGUCGUCACGGUCAUGGCUGGCAACGACGACAACAACAGCGCAGAGCUACGCAACGCCACGGCGACCAUGAAGCAGGGCUACGCCCACUUUAACGACCUGCGCUUCAUAGGCCGCAGCGGGAGAGGCAAGAGCUUCAUACUUUCCAUCAAUGUCCUGACGUCGCCGCCUCAGAUCGCCACCGUGCACAGAGCCAUCAAGGUCACUGUGGAUGGACAGCGGCUGCCAAGACGACAGAGGCAGAAGGAGGUGAAGUCAGGAGUGUUCAGGUCUCCGAGCAGCAGCACUUCAUCAUCAGACUGCAGAUCAUUUUCCUCCUCUCUGUGGACCAACGAGCCCUCGUUCUUGGGCCAGAUGACCUCUCUGGCUUCCUCCUUCACUCCAAGUCCCAGAAUGCACCACCUGCCUGCCCUCUCCUACUCCACCCAGCCCACAGCCUACAGCUCCUUCCUGUCCUCUGCUCCUCCUCCCCCUCCACUGAGCCACAGUGGUCCAUUCCAGCCGGGCAGCUUCUACUAUGGACCGAACCAAACGCUCCAAACCACGGGGGAGGAACGCAAUGUCGUCACAACUCUGGCCAAUUACAUUGAAGGGGCGUGUCUCUCUAUGAGAGGGGAGGAGCCUGUUUGGAGGCCUUAUUGA